AUGUCCAAAGUUCAUGAAUUUAACGUAACCAUGACUUGUGAUGGUUGUUCUGGAGCAGUGGAACGAGUUCUUGGAAAGUUGAAAGGCAAAGGUGUAGAUGAAGUUACUAUUAGUUUAGAAAAUCAAAGAGUAAAAGUUAAAUCCUCUUUGUCAGCAGAAGAAAUCUUGAAUGUUAUAAAGAAAACUGGAAAAGAAGUUACAUUCGUAUCUUCUACAUAAAUUUUAUGUAUAAAUAUAUUCUGCAGCUAUUCCUAUUCAUAAAUGGAUAAAUUUUAUAUUUUUAUUAUAGGAUAUGUUGUUUAUCGUUUUGGUUGUAUAUUCCAAUAAUUUUUUAUAUAAUAUAAGUAAUAUAUAUGUUUUUUAAAUUAUGUAUGAAAUUUUUAAGGUUUCAAAACCAUAUCAGUAUGAUAAGCCUUGAAAAAAUAAAUGUUUUAAUUAUGUAUAUAUAAUCAAGUAUUUAUGAUUAUAUGUAAUUAUAUUGACUUUUGUUUACAAACAACUUUUGAUUUGAAUAUUGUAAUGAAUGAUAACAUUAGAUAUGAAAUGUAGGAUAUAUCUGAAUAUAUAGUCAAAAUACCAUUUACCAAAUGCUAGUGUGAUAACUAAUAUGUAUUAUUUUCUAAUUAAACUUUGAAAUAGUUGUAACAUCUAUUUACUAUCACACUGUCAUAUUAUAUAUGUUUUUAUUCCUACAUAUUUAUCUUGUUGGUAUUCCUCAGUAUUCUCUCUUAUGUUGUGACUUGUCUUUAACUUUAUCACUUAUCAUUUAUCUUUCAUUCUCAUGACAUGUUUAUAUACCAUUUUAGUUUAUAAAUGAAGUUUCCUCUCCUCAAUCUAUCUUUGAUUUGUUUAACCUACAGUAUGUUUUAUAUACCUGUUUUUGAUAUAACUAAAAAUAUUUUUUUUUCUAUCUUACUCAAACUCGUCCUUGUAAAACUUCUAAUACUCUAUGUGUAAUUACUUCACAUGUUGUCUUUUUUCCAUGUUUAAUUGGCUUUUUAGGUUGACCAGUAUUUUCUCAACUACUCUAUCUAUAAUUGCUUUCUAAUUUAUUAAGCACUUUGUGCAUGAAGCCCAUAGGCCUGAAGUUCAUGAGCUUGGCACACAAGAAUCAAUUGGAACAAACUUGGGUGAGUUUUAUUUUUAGUCUAAAAUUGUAAAACAUUCCUCAAAUAAUUUGUUUCUGUUGUCGUCUCCAAAAUACUCGAUUCAUUAAUACAAAAUAAUACUUUGGAAGCACUUCUUUGUAAUUAUACUUUAUACUAAUUACCUUCUUGAGGUCUUUCAUAGUCUCUUUCAUUGAGUAAUAAUGCAUAUUCUAAAUUUGUUUAUCGACACAUUUUUGUAAAAGAAUUUUGUAUUGAACAGCUCAAUUGUGAUUCCUUUUUAAAAACAAUGCAAAUGUAAAUAAAUACGUACAUAACCGCAAUUCUACAGUUUGUAUUUAAAACGCAAUUUUCAAAAAUUUAUUUGGUGUUUGAGCAUUUUGCCCUUUUAUCAUUACUUUUUUACUAUAACUACUAUUUUCCCCCUACGAUAUCAUUUUUUGCUCCCAAUAUUUUUAUCAUUUUAGUUUUACUGUAAAAUCUGUAUCCAAACUCAUCUUUAAUUAAUAUUCAGAACUUUUCCUAAUUAUUGUUUCGUGAUUUUUGGAGCAUCUUUUACAAAAAAUGCACUAAAUGCGACGUUUUGUCCGUCCGUCCAUCUGUAGCAGCGAUGUCUUCUUACAGGAAACAUGUAGCGAGCUCGUUUUUUUUAUGUUUAACUUAUGUCUAGCUUCAGAUGUGCUGAAACGAAAGAAGUUUUGAGAAUUAUUAGAAAAAAAUUAAUCAAACCAACCAAAAUGUGAUUUUAAAGAUAGGUAAAAAUUUGACGUUUCGAACCUGUUGCGGUCUUCAAAAUCAAAAUAUUAAUUGACAUUGACAACUUGCAAAAUUAUAUUAAUAGAUCACCUACAACAUGAAUAUCAAAAUAAAAAUAUUUUUUAAACACAAUUUUUGUUUGUUUGUUAUUUCUCAAAAAUAAGUAAAAGCUAUCAAUUGAAUUUUUGUAGUUGCAUUGAUAUUCAUGUUGUAGGUUAUCUAUUAAUCAAGAUAAUUUUGUAAGUUGUCAAUGUCAAGUAAUAUUUUGAUAAAGACCGCUAUAGAAGUCGAAACGUCAAAUUUUCAUGGAACUUCCUUUCAAAGAAAUAAGUAUUUUUUUUAUAAUAUUUACUGAUUGCUAACUGUGCGUUAUAGUCUCUCGCGCCGAGAAUGCGACGACUUUUUUACUUGAUUUGUCAGUUUCCUUGUUGAAUAGAAUUUAGUAGACAAGUUUCUAUAUUUAGAUGUAACUGUUAUCAAUGACUUUAUUACUACUCUUAAUAAACUCAAUUCUAUAAUCUUUUCAAAGCUGAACAUUGUGCCAAUAUUGUAAAUUUAUAAUUGAAAACAAAUCUCUACUCUCACUCAUAAUGUAUUUGAUAUGGUGCAUUUAGACAUAACCUUACAAAUGUUUUAUACUGAUCCGAUUAUUCUACACUUCUGAUUGGCAAUACUAAUCUUGAAUGACAUGUUUACAGUAUCGUAUUCCAGGCCUGCACCAUUCUGUUUCUUCUAUCGAUGGGCCAUUGAAAUGAAAAGAUUCCGAUUGAGAUUGGAGGUACCCGUUUACAUCAAACAAACCUUUUCAAUGUCCAAAAUUCAACGGGAUUGAAAAUAAUAUUGUGAAAUGUGAUUCUACACAAGCAUUUAGUGGAAAACUAUUUGUUUGUAUGCAGAUAUCACAUAAGAUUCUUUAAAGUUUUUAUUUUAAAUAUGUUGGAAAUUGAAUUAUGUCCGCGUCUAAUAAUUGUUACCUCAAAUACCAGCUUAUAACAGUUUGCAAGAUUCCAAUAAUACGCCUCGAAUUUGGAACACCCGGUACAUAUUUGUGUGUCAUAUUAGUAAAAUAAUAAUACAUAUUCCGUACUGCACGUAUUAAUACAAUCCUCAACAGAUUGUUUGCAUCCGAAUCAUUGACGUAUUUCAAAUGAUGACGCGAAUUAAAUGAAUGCGCGACUUUAGUUUAAUAUUAUUUUGACAGUAUAUACACCAAUGAAUUUCAAAUUUCGUUGAAGUUAGUUAGCCAAUAAAAAUUCAUUUCAUCGCAAUAUUACAUACAGAAGGCAGUUAAAAAACAAUUCAUGACCCCUAGCAACAAAACAAA
Messenger RNA from Diorhabda carinulata, 3186 nucleotides. RefSeq lists its product as uncharacterized. NCBI's taxonomy places the organism in Eukaryota, Metazoa, Arthropoda, Insecta, Coleoptera, Chrysomelidae. The record is from RefSeq and is a predicted model, not a curated record. Gene Ontology annotation, molecular function: copper chaperone activity; metal ion binding. Gene Ontology annotation, cellular component: cytosol. Bases 1 to 219 code for a protein of 72 amino acids. The transcript has a single exon. Gene Ontology annotation, biological process: copper ion transport.